AUGAAAGAACAGGAUGUUGAUACGAUUUAUCUGACACAAGAUACCAGAGAGUUGAAUUUGCAAGACUUCAGCCACCUUGAUCACAGAGACUUAAUACCUAUAGUUGCUGCUCUGGAGUAUAAUCAGUGGUUUACAAAGCUGUCCUCCAAGGAUCUGAAAUUAUCCACUGAUGUCUGUGAGCAGAUACUGCGAGUGGUGAGUAGGUCCAAUCGAUUGGAAGAGCUGGUAUUAGAGAAUGCCGGGCUUAGAACAGAUUUUGCACAGAAACUAGCCAGUGCCCUAGCCCAUAAUCCCAACUCAGGACUACAUACAAUCAACCUUGCUAGCAAUCCACUUGAAGAUAGAGGUGUGUCAUCUUUGAGCAUCCAGUUUGCCAAACUUCCAAAGGGACUGAAACAUUUAAAUUUAUCUAAAACUUCCUUGUCACCUAAAGGGGUGAAUAGCCUUUCCCAGUCACUGAGUGCCAACUCGCUGAUCGCAAACACACUUGUCUAUCUUGACCUCUCAGGGAACGCGCUCCGUGGUGAUGAUCUCUCAAGCCUGUACAAUUUUUUGGCCCAGCCAAAUGCUCUUGUUCAUUUGGAUUUAUCCAACACGGAGUGUGCACUAGAUAUGGUGUGUGGAGCUCUCCUUCGUGGAUGUCUUCAGCAUCUAGCUGUUCUUAGCCUCUCUAGGACUCUUUUUUCUCACAGAAAAGGAAAAGAAGUCCCUCCCUCCUUCAAACAAUUUUUCAGCAGCUCACUUGCUUUGAUGCAGAUUAAUCUUUCGGGAACUAAACUCCCUCCUGAGCCUCUAAAAGCGCUUUUAUUAGGCCUGGCUUGCAAUCACAAUCUGAAGGAGGUGUCUUUAGAUCUCAGUAGCUGUGAGUUAAGAUCGGGAGGUGCACAAGUCUUGGAAGGAUGCAUAGCAGAAAUACACAAUAUCACCAGCCUAGAUAUUUCAGACAAUGGCCUAGAAUCUGACCUCUCAACCCUUGUAGUCUGGCUUAGUAAAAACCGAUCGAUAAGACACUUGGCGUUAGGCAAAAACUUUAACAACAUGAAAUCCAAAAAUCUCACUCCAGUACUUGAUAAUUUAGUUCAGAUGAUUCAAGACGAGGAUUCACCUCUGCAGUCAUUGUCCCUCGCAGAUUCCAAGCUGAAGACUGAGGUCACCAUCAUUAUUAAUGCCUUGGGCAGCAAUACUUCUCUUACAAAAGUGGAUAUUAGUGGAAAUGCCAUGGGUGAUAUGGGAGCAAAGAUGCUGGCAAAAGCUCUACAGAUAAACACCAAGCUCAGAACUGUAAUAUGGGACAAGAAUAACAUCACUGCACAGGGCUUCCAGGACAUAGCUGUGGCACUCGAAAAGAAUUAUACUUUGAGAUUCAUGCCUAUACCGAUGAAUGAUGCUUCCCAAGCACUCAAAACAAAUCCCGAGAAAACAGAAGAGGCACUGCAAAAGAUAGAAAACUACUUGCUUCGUAAUCACGAGACCAGAAAGUACCUACAGGAGCAAGCAUACCGGCUGCAGCAAGGCAUUGUCACUAGUACCACUCAGCAGAUGAUUGACAGAAUAUGUGUAAAAGUGCAAGAUCAUCUCAACUCAUUAAGAAACUGUGGUGUGGAUGCUGUACAGGAAGAUGUCAAAUCUGCAGAACGGCUUAUGCGGGAUGCUAAGAACUCCAAAACACUAUUACCAAAUCUGUAUCACCUUGGUGGAGCUUCUUGGGCAGGAGCAAAUGGUUCACUCUCCAAUCCAAUCCAAGAGACACUUGAAUCCAUGGCUGGAGAAGUCACAAGGGUUGUGGAUGAGCAACUUAAGACACUCCUUGAGUCUAUGGUGGAUGCGGCAGAAAACCUUUGCCCAAAUGUAAUGAAGAAAGCUCGCAUCCGUGAAGACCUGAUUGAGGCUAGCACUGAGAAGAUUUCCAUUCCACGCACUUUUGUGAAAAAUGUCCUCUUGGAGCAAUCUGGAAUUGAUAUCCUCAAUAAAAUCAGUGAAGUAAAGCUGACAGUGGCUUCUUUCCUGUCUGACCGAGUUGUAGAUGAAAUCCUGGAUGCACUUUCCCAUUGCCAUCACAAACUGGCUGACCAUUUGACCAGACGCGGCAAACCACUUCCACAGCAGGAACCACUGGAAAUUGAGUUAGCAGAAGAAAAGCCAACUAAACGCUCUAUCAUCACAGUUGAGGAGUUGACAGAGAUAGAACGUUUGGAGGAUUUGGACACUUGUAUGAUGACUCCUAAAUCAAAAAGGAAAAGCAUCCACAGUAGAAUGCUCCGGCCGGUGUCCAGAGCUUUUGAAAUGGAAUUUGAUCUAGAUAAAGCACUGGAAGAAGUACCUAUCCAUAUAGAAGACCCACCAUUUCCUUCCAGCAGGCUGGACAAACGAACUUCUGGAUUCAUUUCAGAGCUGCCAUCAGAAGAAGGGAGAAAACUGGAACACUUUACAAAAUUAAGGCCCAAAAGGAAUAAAAAGCAGCAGCCCAGCCAAGCAGCAGUGUCUGCUGGAGUACCUCCAGAAGGGGAUCAGAAUGGCCUCAUGGGGAGAGUGGAUGAAGGCGUGGAUGAAUUUUUCACUAAGAAAGUGACAAAAAUGGAUUCAAAGAGACCGUCAACUAAAAGUUCAGACAGCAGUGAGCCCAGUGAAGCAGGUGAUGAGAAGAAGAAAAGGGACUCAAGGAAGAGUGGCUUCCUUAACUUAAUCAAAUCAAGAGGCUCCAAAUCUGAACGUCCCCAGACUGUGAUGGUGGCAGAGGAGCCCUCCUCGCCCAAGGUUGCUGCAAAAAGUCCAGCUGUGGAUGCAAGCAAGAAGGAGGUAAAGCCUGCAGAGCAGAACGGUGGUGCAGAGCGAUCGGAGGAAUUAAAGACACCAGACUCACUGGAGGAGGCACAGCCGGACGAUGCCACAAAAGCUGAAAGGGGUGACAGCAAAGGAAGCCCACAAGGAGGCCGGAGGUAUGGCGUGCAGGUGAUGGGCAGUGGACUUCUCGCAGAAAUGAAAGCCAAGCAGGAGAAGAGAGCAGCCUCUGCUCAGAAGAAACUUGGGAAUGACACAACUCCCAGAGAGUCUUUUGACAUGGCAAUGAGCUCAGAACGACUGGAUGGAAGCGGUACAGCGCCUAAGCUCCAGCAGACCCUUCCAGAGAGUCGGUUUGCCUUGAAUAAAGGUGAGUCCAUCUCAGCAGCUUCAGAAAAAAAUUCAAAAGCUGAACCAAAGGCAGAAGCUGGCACAAAGGCAAGAAGUUCUUCCAAUACACCGACCAGCCCAAAACCUCCACUGCAGUCAGCAAAGCCCAGCCUGACAGGACGACCCACGGUGCCACAGAAACCACGCUCUGCCUCUCGUACUGAGGAUGCUCCAGAGUCUCCCUCCGGCCCCAGUUCCCCAAAAGUUGCCCUGCUUCCACCUGUGCUGAAGAAAGUUCCUUCUGAUAAAGAAAAGGAUGGUCAGAGCAGCCCCACAGUCAGAUCAUUUUCUCAAGAAGCUGCGAAAAGAAGCCCUGGGCAGCAGUCUCAUGAGUUCCAGGAACUGAAGCAGAGGUCCUUAAAUAAAGAUUUUAUUUUUGUUUAGCAAUCAGUACAAGUGCUUCGUAGCGCAAGAGCUUUUUAUAACAAUCAGGGUACAGCAAUCAACAGCCCUCCUAGCCAGCUGCUCCUUCACCACAGGUACAUUUCCAUACAGAAAGCCUGAUCUUCCAAUCGUGACUUACAGUGCACUCACUUGGCAUUGAUUCGGUCCUUAAUUUCUGUUCUGCACAAUGCAGAUGUUCCUUUCCAUGCCUUUGCUAAAGCCAGCGAUUCUUUCAUGUAUUCUACUUGAAUUUCUCUGAAGCAGCUACAAAAUGUGCCCUGCAUUAGGGCAUUUAGAAAGCAAAGCAAAUUAACUGGACACUGUCUUACACUAAUACACUGUACAGCAGGUAAUGUGUUGUACUGCUGAAUGUAAAUGUGUCAAAUCUGCACGUGACUUACUUAUAAAUAUAUCCUUGCGGUAUGCAAUUGCACAUUGUAAUUAUAUUAAAAGAGCACACUAAUAAAAUAAUUUGUAUAGAUUAUAUAUAUUAAAUGCUUGGGUAUGGUUUUUACAUUCUCUCAUAGGGAGCCUCUUUCUUCCUGUUCUCGUACUGUACAUAAAGCUGCAACGCUUACAUUUGUGUACUGUCAGAAAGCACAACAGAGAAGGAUUUGGAUGACGUAUAAUCAUGGUAUGCUUCCACAUUCAUAUAUUAAUGUAUAUAGUUGAUUGGAAUGAGGGCAAUUGAAAUUUUAUUAAUUAUUGGUGUUUUCUAGAGGCCUUCCUCAGUUCUGUCUGCAUAUUAGCUUCCUUUCUAUGUGUAAUUCUACGAGAAAAAUAGUUUGACAUCUGUAAAAACAUUUCAGCUUUUGUGGGAGGGGGUGCAAAUUUCACAGCUACCCACUUACGUUACAGGUUGAAGGGAUUUUAUUCAUAUGUAUAUUUGUAACAAUAAAAAACGCUUUUACAACUGAA
This is a messenger RNA of Balearica regulorum gibbericeps (East African grey crowned-crane), 4470 nucleotides long. The record is from RefSeq and is a predicted model, not a curated record. NCBI's taxonomy places the organism in Eukaryota, Metazoa, Chordata, Aves, Gruiformes, Gruidae.